GACGUCGUAAUUAGUAAAACGACGUCACUUUGUUCUUAUGCUUUGCCAGGCUUACUCGCCGAGUCGCCGGUGCCAAGCUCUGAGCUCGUGGCCGUGUCCUUAUAACCAAUUGACCACUCUGGUCUGUGGCUGCUGAGCUAGAUUGAGCCUAACCGCCUAAGCUUUACGCGAUCCCCUACCCCAUUCUGAAGCAAAAGCAGAAGCAGAGACCAACAAUGGCGGUCACCCUCAACAAUGGGAUGAAGAUGCCGAUGUUGGGUCUGGGUGUAUGGCGCAUGGACAAGGAGCACAUCAGAGACCUCCUCAUCCCCGCCAUCAAAAUGGGUUAUCGCCAUUUCGACUGUGCUGCUGAUUACCAGAAUGAAGCUGAGGUUGGGGAGGCACUUGCAGAAGCAUUUCAGUCUGGGCUUGUUAAGAGGGAGGACCUUUUUAUUACUACAAAGCUCUGGAAUUCAGAUCAUGGACAUGUUCUUGACGCCUGUAAAGACAGUCUGAAGAAGCUUCAGCUAGACUAUCUGGAUCUAUACCUUGUUCACUUCCCUAUAGCCACUAGGCAUACUGGUGUGGGUACAACUGCCAGUGCUCUGGCUGAAGAUGGAGUGCUGGACAUAGACACAACAAUAUCAUUGGAAACAACCUGGCAUGCUAUGGAAGAUUUGGUUUCCAAGGGCCUAGUUUGCAGUAUUGGUAUCAGUAACUACGACAUCUUUCUAACUAGAGACUGUUUGGCCUACUCCAAAGUGAAGCCUGCUGUUAAUCAGAUUGAGACUCACCCGUACUUCCAACGUGAUUCUCUAGUCAAGUUCUGUCAGAAACAUGGAAUUUGUGUUACAGCUCACACUCCUCUGGGUGGUUCUGUAGCUAACACUGAAUGGUUCGGUUCAGUUUCAUGUUUGGAUGACCCUGUUCUCAAGGGUCUGGCUGAGAAAUAUAAAAAGACAGCGGCCCAGAUUGUUCUUCGGUGGGGCAUCCAACGGAACACCGUUGUCAUUCCAAAGACGUCUAAACUGGAGAGAUUGGAAGAGAAUUUCCAGGUUUUUGACUUCGAGCUGAACCAAGAGGAUAUGGACCUGAUUAAAAGCAUGGAUCAGAAAUAUCGGACAAACCAACCCGCCAAAUUUUGGGGCAUAGAUUUGUAUGCAUAAGCAUGUCUCUGAUCUUGUGAGCCCUUGUUCCCUCUCAAUGUGGGAAGAAUUAGAAGUGCGGAGACCUAUCAUCCUCCCUUGUGCUGGCUGUGGAGAACCUCUAUCUUUUUGGUUCAAUGGAAAACCUUUGAACUCCUCUUUCUACAUCAUUCUCAAGAACUUCUUAGUCAAUGCAAAGCAUAGUUGUGAGAGGUAUCGACCUACUUCUAUAUAAUUCAUGAACUGAUUGAUUCUGGACAUUGCAUUACCUAGGGCAUUUGAUGGCAGUUUAUGCAGUAAUGCAGAACCCUUGGUCAAAUUGAGAGACGUUGGAUUGGAAGAUAGCUCAUGCGUAGAAUUCAUAGCCAGUUUAAAUUUAAAAGGCUGAGGUUUGAAUUAUAGGAUCUGAAACUGUAAGUUUAACCAACAUCCAUAUUAUUAGUUUUUGUCUUUUAUUUUUA
Malania oleifera is the source of this 1585-nucleotide messenger RNA. Its product is annotated as NADP-dependent D-sorbitol-6-phosphate dehydrogenase-like. Gene Ontology annotation, molecular function: aldose-6-phosphate reductase (NADPH) activity. NCBI's taxonomy places the organism in Eukaryota, Viridiplantae, Streptophyta, Magnoliopsida, Santalales, Ximeniaceae. The record is from RefSeq and is a predicted model, not a curated record. The transcript is spliced from 6 exons. Bases 216 to 1145 code for a protein of 309 amino acids.